GUCAUGUUUGUGCUUCCUGUCUUGGAGUCCAUGCGGGGUGUGGGAGUUCCGCGCCUGCUGAUCUGUCCGGGGUUCAGCCAAGGGAGGAUGUGAUUAGGCGUCCCGCCACUCUAGGGGAAGGGAAGAAAGAAGUAAUAGGGUUGCUGGAAGUUCAUGCGGAGGGAGCCGGGGAGGGAAGCUCUGGAAUGGGGAGUUGGGACGCGGGGGCAGAGUGGCGCGAAGGCCAUUGCUCUGUGCUCUGUGGGAUACUACUCGUCACUGAAACAAGUUUUUUACUGUCUAUGCAGGGGGAGACACACCCUAGUGCUUCCCUUAUUGACAGAACCAUCAAGAUGAGGAAAGAAACAGAGGCUAGGAAAGUGGUUUUGGCCUGGGGACUCCUAAAUGUAUCUAUGGCUGGUAUGAUAUACACUGAAAUGACUGGAAAAUUGAUUAGUUCAUAUUACAAUGUGACAUACUGGCCUCUCUGGUAUAUUGAGCUUGCCCUUGCAUCUCUCUUCAGCCUUAAUGCCUUAUUUGAUUUUUGGAGAUAUUUUAAAUAUACUGUGGCACCAACAAGUCUGGUUGUUAGUCCUGGACAGCAAACACUUUUAGGGUUGAAAACAGCUGUUGUACAGACUACUCCUCCACAUGAUCUGGCAGCAAGCCAAAUCCCUCCCUCUCCACCUUCCCCUUCAAUUCAGGGUCAGAGUGUGUUGAGUUAUAGCCCAUCUCGUUCGCCCAGUACCAGUCCCAAGUUCACCACCAGCUGUAUGACUGGUUACAGCCCUCAGCUGCAAAGUCUGUCCUCAGGUGGCAGUGGUUCUUAUAGCCCUGGAGUGACCUACUCGCCCGUCAGUGGUUACAAUAAGUUGGCGAGCUUUAGCCCCUCUCCUCCCCCUCCUCCAUACCCUACCACUGUUGGACCAGUAGAGAGUAGUGGAUUGAGAUCUCGCUACCGUUCUUCACCCACCGUCUACAACUCACCCACUGACAAAGAAGACUACAUGACCGACCUACGAACUUUGGAUACUUUCCUUAGAAAUGAAGAAGAGAAGCAGCAUAGGGUUAAGCUGGGGAGCCCAGAUUCCACCUCUCCUUCCAGCAGUCCUACUUUCUGGAACUACAGUCGUUCUAUGGGGGAUUAUGCACAAACUUUAAAGAAGUAUCAGUAUCAGCUUGCCUGUAGGUCUCAGGCCCCAUGUGCUAACAAAGAUGAAGCUGAUCUCACCUCUAAACAAGCUGCAGAAGAGGUUUGGGCAAGAGUGGCUAUGAAUAGACAACUUCUUGAUCAUAUGGAUUCAUGGACAGCUAAGUUUAGAAAUUGGAUCAAUGAGACAAUAUUAGUGCCACUUGUUCAAGAGAUUGAUUCUGUCAGCACACAGAUGAGACGAAUGGGUUGUCCAGAGCUACAGAUAGGAGAGGCUAGUAUUACUAGCUUGAAACAAGCUGCCCUGGUUAAAGCCCCUCUCAUUCCGACUUUGAACACAAUCGUUCAGUAUCUAGACCUUACACCGAAUCAGGAAUACUUGUUUGAAAGGAUCAAAGAACUUUCUCAGGGAGGUUGUAUGAGUUCAUUUCGAUGGAACAGAGGUGGUGACUUCAAAGGACGAAAAUGGGAUACAGACCUGCCCACCGAUUCUGCUAUCAUCAUGCACGUGUUUUGCACCUACCUUGAUUCCAGAUUACCUCCACAUCCUAAGUAUCCCGAUGGAAAAACUUUUACUUCUCAGCACUUUGUUCAGACACCAAAUAAGCCAGAUGUCACGAAUGAGAAUGUUUUUUGCAUUUAUCAGAGUGCCAUCAACCCUCCCCAUUAUGAGCUGAUCUACCAGCGUCAUGUAUACAACCUGCCAAAGGGCAGAAAUAAUAUGUUUCAUACAUUGUUGAUGUUUCUCUACAUCAUAAAAACCAAAGAGUCAGGAAUGCUUGGGAGAGUUAACCUUGGUCUAUCUGGCGUGAAUAUAUUGUGGAUCUUUGGCGAGUAGCAAGUCAUAUAUUUAAUUCCAGACAUUUGGACUUUUAUUUCACUGAACCAGAAGUUGAAACUAAACAUCUCUGAGUCACUGCCUCUCCUGAAAUAAAAUACAUGUGUCUGUAUGUUACAGAGUC
This is a messenger RNA of Sapajus apella (tufted capuchin), 2091 nucleotides long. RefSeq names its product transmembrane protein 209 (gene TMEM209). The transcript is spliced from 15 exons. The coding region runs from base 186 to 1967 and encodes 593 amino acids. Gene Ontology annotation, cellular component: membrane. Lineage: Eukaryota; Metazoa; Chordata; Mammalia; Primates; Cebidae. The record is from RefSeq and is a predicted model, not a curated record.